Messenger RNA from Meloidogyne enterolobii, 312 nucleotides. The record is from the annotation of a GenBank genome assembly. NCBI's taxonomy places the organism in Eukaryota, Metazoa, Nematoda, Chromadorea, Rhabditida, Meloidogynidae.
AUGGUUUAUUAUGUUAAUUUACAUACUGGAUUUGAUCAAAAUAUGAAGAGAUUACUUAAACAAUUGACAAAAACUUUGAUUAUUUUGGCAAUUAUUCCAUUUAUUAAUCAAAUUUUGACCUUAUUAACUAUAUUCUUUACAUUCAACAAUGAAACAAAUGGUUUGAAUAAUGAGAAUAUCAAAAAUAUUCUCUAUAUAUUUCUUGUAAUUUUCAAUCAUUUUAUGCCUGUUUUUAACCCAAUUGUUUGUAUAAUAACUAAUAAGCCAUACAAAGAAGCUGUUUUAAAUCGUUUAAAAAUACACCCACAAUAA